CUUGCUAUCUGCUUGAAGCGAUAGCUCGACAUCCAAGUUCCGCAAACUGGGGUCCAUCCAUAGUCAGGGAUAGUCGGCUUUUCUUCAUCUCCGGGCGAACGCUGAACCGCCCUCCAUGGAGAUCGACUUACAGCAGCCUCCAGCUGAGGAUGGUACUGCCCACAGCGCCGACGUCGUCCGUCUCGUGACGGCGGAGCACCAACGGAUUCUGAGCGCAUUCCGCAAGGCGCUGGACUCCCCCCUCCCCCCCAGCCAGCUGGCGCUGCCAACCCUGGCGGACGCGUUGCAGCUGGGAGGGAGCGGGGGAGGCGGAGGGGGAACCGGAAGCGCAGCAACUGGGACGCCUGCGCAGAAGGACGGCAAGCUGUCGGUGGAGCAGAACCAGCUGCUGGAGAUCGGCCUCAGAUCGCUGCUGCAGAGUCUAGUGGAGAGUGCAGCAGCGCAGGGCGUGUCCGUGCUGGCAUACGGCCGAACAGAGCCUCCUGUGGCGAGCGCCCAUGCCCCCAUGCUGGAUCCAGAAGGGCCGGGAGGUAGCGCUGCUGGUGCAGACGGCAGGGAUGGCGAUGGGGAUGCGAGCAACGAUGCAAGCACAGAAGCCAAGGGGCCACAGGGAUCCACAGCUGCCUCCGCAGUCAUUCGACUGCUGGACGUGGUGCUGCAUCUGUGCUCCCAGGGGCGCAUGGAGGGCGGCGUGGUGUUCCAGCUGCUGGAGGACCUGAUGGAGCAGUCGCCCAUCAGCGACUGCCAGCUCGUCUUCUCCUACAUCGAGUCCAAGCAGCAGAUCCUCGGCAAGGAGCACAUCCUGCAGAGGGGCAAGCUGGUGCUGCUGCGCGCCUGCAACCAGCUGGUCAGGCGCCUCUCCAAGGCGAACGACCUGGUGUUCUGUGGGCGAGUGCUCAUGUUCCUCGCCUACUUCUUCCCCAUUGCUGAGAAGUCAGCGGUGAACAUCAAGGGCGCCUUCAACACGUCCAAUAAGACCGACUACGCCCGAGAGCCCCCACAGGAUGGCGCUGCUCUUCUGGACUUCAACUUCUACACCACCUUCUGGAGCUUGCAGGAGUAUUUCAGCAACCCGCCUCUAGUGGCGGCCAAGUGGCCGCUCUUCUCGUCGCACCUGCGCACCGUGCUGGAAACCUUCCAAGCCCAGCCUCUGGGCGCCGACGCAGAGACAGCGGCAGGGACGGGGGCGGGGGAAGAGGCAGAAGCUGCGGCAGGGGCGGGGGCGGAGGGAGGAGCAGGAGCAGCAGGUUCAGCGGCGGGGGGAGGAGUGAAAGGGAGUGCAGCACCUUUGGGGGCAGGAGGUGCAGGGAAGGGAGACGGGGGGGAGUCGGGGGGAGGGGGGGGUGUGGGAGGCGUGGGGGAGAUGCUGGGGGCGUACAACAUGAAGUAUCUGACGAGUGCGAGCCUGCUGGGGCUGGAGCUGCGGGACUGCAGCUUCCGACGGCAGUUCCUCGUGCAGUGCCUCAUCCUGCUCGACUACCUCAUGAUCCCAGGGAAGGUGGAGAAGGACGAGAAGCGAGAAGCAAUGAGGGUGGAGGCGAGGGAGUUUGAGGCGCGCGUGAAGAAGCUGCUGAGAAGGUUACCGCCGGGCGGCGAGGACUUUCUGUCAUCCGUGGAGCACGUGAUGAGGCGAGAGAGGCAGUGGGUGGCAUGGAAGAAGGAGGUGUGUCCACCCUUCGAUCGCCCCCCAGCUGACCUCACUCCUCGCAGGGACCCAGCCCCGAAAAGGCCGCGCUACGUGAUGGGCAACAAGGAGCUCGACCGCCUCUUCCGAUGGGCUGACAAGCACCCUGACGCAUUGACGGACCCAGAGCAGGUGGCAGUGCCGGCAUUCAGAGAUUUCGUCCAGCCGCUUGCAGAGGAUAUGGACCCCGAGAACGGCAUAGAGGCGGAGUACCACAAGACCAAUGACAAGGUCUUUUGCUGGCGAGCGUUGCGCCUGGCGGCUCGAUCCGACAUUGAAGCCUUCAACCGGUUUGGCGACCUGGGCAUGGAAGGGGUGGUGCCGCCGGACAUGCUGCCAGAGGAGAUCCGGGUGAAGCUGCACAAGACCAAGCCCAGGAAGGACUCGCAUGCCGAUAGAGACGCGGGGAAGGAAGCUGCUAAGGGUGCGGCUAAUAAAGAGGCGGUGGCUGAUGCAGCCAAGGAUGCAGCGGCUGGUAAUGCCCUGCCUCCCACACCGAGUGCAACCACCCCUGCCACGCCUCCUCAAUUCCCCCCCGCUGCUGCAUCCGCUGCUGCUCCUUCUGCUGCCUCCUCGCCUCCUGCUGAUGCUCCAGCCACGCCUGUAGCACCUGCUACAGCUGCUGGCGCCCCACUCAGUGCCCCUGGGAGCUCGAGGGAUUCGGCUGGCAGGAAGAGCAGUCCGGCUGUAGCAGCAGGUGGGGGGGACGUGAAGAGGGAGGGAAGGGGUGAUGAGGCUGGGGACGGCACACCCAAUGCGAAGGGGUUUGUGUUUGAUCUCAACAUGGACGCCCCGGAUGGCUCUCCUGCCGCUGCUGCCGCUGCUGCUGCUGGUGCAAGGACGACACCUGGGAGUGCUGGUGGGGGUGGGUCGGGGAGGAAAGGGCGUGGAGGAGAGGGGAGUGCCAUGGAGGUUGAAGGGGAGAAGAAAGCGGAUGGGGAGGGGGAGGGGAGAGCCUCAGCUUCUAAGAAGCGGUCGCGUGUAGAUGAGUGAAACAGCAAGACGACUGAGGUGUGCCAUUGCAUCGCACACCCCGGUUCUCCACACGCCGAGCAGUCAUGUAUACAUAUGGUAGAUGAUUGCUGCUAUACAACGGGUUGUAGGUGUUUAGAAUUGAAGCUUCGGAGGGAUGUACGAUGCAUGACUUCCCUCUAUGGGCAUCGUCAAAAGCACGAAUUGUAAACUCCAUUAAGGAAGAACACGCAAGAUGCUUUGCCAUCACAAGCUGCUCACAUACAGCCUCUCACCUAGCUCAUAUG
Molecule: messenger RNA, 2943 nt
Organism: Closterium sp. NIES-67
Lineage: Eukaryota; Viridiplantae; Streptophyta; Zygnematophyceae; Desmidiales; Closteriaceae
Source: the annotation of a GenBank genome assembly